UUUACGCAGACACGGCAGGUGCAGCGCUGUACUCGAUGGAACAGGUGGAGGCGUCGGUUAAGGUCCUCACCAGCAACUCGGCCGGCUUGGGCCUGUUGGGCAAUCCCCACUCGGCUGGCUCACCCUCGGCUGUUCGGACCGACGGCCUUGUCGAACGCUAUCGUGAACGAGUUUUGAACGAAUGGUUCGCAACGUCAUCGGAUCAGUAUGCUUUGAUUUGGAUGCCAUCGGCCACGGCUGCUCUCUCAUCGCUCGCUUCUUGGUUCGCAUGGCAAGACGGCAGUGUCUUCGCCUACUCCUCCGACAACCACACCUCUGUUCUCGGCAUGCGCGCUCUCCUGCCUACCGAUCGCCAGGUGGCUACCGUCUCGCUCGCCUCUUCAGACAUCGCGCCUUGGCUCGCUGCCCGCGCGCAGACUGAUGAUCCGCACCCCCCUCCCUCGCUCUUGGUCUACCCGCUCAAGUCCAACUUUGACGGCGUCUACGCCGAUCCGGCCUGGCGCCAGGACGUCCCUGGCCUGGCCGUCGCGUGGGACGCCGCUGCCGCCCUCGCCACAGGCCCGGUGAACCUCUCUGCCGCCGCUGGCCGACCGCACUUUGUCGUCUUCUCCGCCUACAAGGUCAUCGGCCACCCGACUGGCCUCGGCGGCCUCCUCAUUCGCCGCGACGCCGCCUCCCUCCUCGCCAAGCGCUACUACGGCGGCGGCACCGUCGCCGCUGCUCUCGCCACAGAGCCGUGGGUCCGCAUCCGCUCCCGCCUCGAGGCCGCCCUGGAGGACGGAACACUGCCGUUCACCUCCAUUGCGCAGCUCGGUCCGGCCAUGGAUGCCCUCGCCGCCGUCGGUGGCCUCGACGGCCUCGGCCGCCACAUUCGCCGCCGCUCCGCCGCUCUGGACGCCGGCCUCCGCGCCCUCGUCCACCUCUCGGGUGCCCCGCUCGUCCGCCUCUACUCGCCGCCCGCCUCUACCAUCAUCACCCUCAACGUCCUCACCCCUCAAGGCGAAUACGUCGGCUACUCGGAAGUAGGCCGCCUCGCCGCCCUUGCUGGCAUCCAUCUCCGCACAGGCUGCUUCUGCAACCCGGGCCGCUGCCAAGACGCCCUCGGCCUGACCUCCGCCCAGGUCAAGGCCCACUACGCCGCCGGCCAUGUCUGCUGGGACGGCAACGACAUCAUCGACGGCAUCCCCACAGGCGCCGUCCGCCUCUCGCUCGGCGCCCACUCGACAGCCGCAGACGUCGACGCCCUCCUCCACUUUUUCCGCUCCUCCUUUGUCCACGCCUCGCCCGCUGCGGACCCAGCUACGUUCUCUGCCGCCACACAUCCUACUCCUGCCCCGCGCCUCGACGCCAUCCUUGUCUACCCGAUCAAGUCCGCUGGCCCCAUGUCCGUCACAGAGUGGGAGCUCGGCCCGCGCGGCCUGCUCUACGAUCGCGAAUGGCUGGUCGUCAAGACCGAGGCCGACGGCCGGAUCCAGACCCUCAAUCAGAAGAAGGAGCCGCGUCUCUGCCUCCUCCGCCCGCUCGUCGACCUUGCUGCUGGCUCGAUCCGGCUCUCCAUCCACAAUGCACCCGACGCCGGUGACCUGUUUUCGCCCUCGACCACGCCACCGACCUCGGCCCCGCGCCAUCUCACCUCCGCCUCGCGCGCCCCGCCCGAAGUCUCUGCCUGGCUCUCUGCCUGGCUCGGCUACCCUGUCGAGCUAGUUCGCGCCGUCGCCGGCCGCCUCGCCGUCGAUGGUGCGUCGCCUAUCGGCUUUGCCAACGAGUCGCCGUUCCUCGCCGUCAAUGCCGCGUCGGUCGCCGCCGUCAACGCCGCCGUCGGCCGCGAGCCGGUCGCGCCCUCGCGCUUCCGACCCAACUUUGUCUUUGACACUCCCGGCGCCCCGUGGGCCGAAGACGCCUGGCCGUCCGGCGCUGUCCUCGCCAUCGGCCCACACGCCACCUUUACCGUCGUUGGCGGCUGUACCCGCUGCCGCAUGGUUUGCAUCGACCAGGACUCGGCCGCUUCGUCGGCCGAGCCGCUCCUUACUCUCCACCGCAUCCGCCGCAUCGAUGGUCGCAUCCAGUUUGGCGUUCACCUCGCCAGCCGCAACGUCGGCGUCGUCAUCACCGUCGGAGACGAGCUGCGCCUCGAGCCGGAAUCAGGGGCUGCCUCGUAA
Thecamonas trahens ATCC 50062 is the source of this 2159-nucleotide messenger RNA. RefSeq names its product molybdenum cofactor sulfurase. The transcript has 2 exons. The coding region runs from base 36 to 2159 and encodes 707 amino acids. NCBI's taxonomy places the organism in Eukaryota, Apusomonadida, Apusomonadidae. The record is from RefSeq and is a predicted model, not a curated record. Gene Ontology annotation, molecular function: catalytic activity; molybdenum ion binding; pyridoxal phosphate binding.